GAGAUACAGAAGCAUGUGUCGUUUUACGCGCUACGUCGUUGAACGCGUCCAGAUUUCUCGGCUCAAUUAGGGUUAUGUAUGACACGUGGUACAAGGUACACUGUCUACCUCCAACUACUUUGUGCAACACUUCAUGAAUCGACGACAUGGGAUGGAGAGCAAGCUCGGGGUUGGCGGUGGAACAGUUAGCAUAGAAGCGCAGAACAAUCUCGAUAGAGCCGAAGAUUUAUGCCGCAGGAGGAAACCAGCGAAAGCUUUGCCCUUUCUUCUUAAGGCUAUGGAGGAUGGAAACAAUUUAGAUGCUUUCGUUCAGGCUGCUUUCCUUUUCCCUCUGCCGGAAGCGCUGAAGGCAUUGGAGAAUGCGGAGGCCAAGGGUGAGUCUGCUCAUGGAACUGUUAGCUUUGAAAACAACCAAUUAUUCUGGACAGGUAGAGAAGGCAUGAAACAGCGUUUGGGUGAAACCUGUUUCGAUGAUGGCAGCAAGGAAGUUGGGAAAUUCUAUAGCAUACUCGAAACGCGGCCAUAUAUGCGCGUCCUACAGGCUCAAGUCCGACUUUACUUUGAAGCCGGCCUGUUUGGUAAAUCUUCGGACACCAUGAUUGAGAUGCUGCGUCUGUGCCCGGGAGACAACAUGUCACAACGAACAUGGCUUGGAUCUAUGCUCUUAUCUGCAGGCCGACCAGGUGAUGCCUUGUCAUUCGUAAAACAGUGGUUAGCCCAUAAUCGACGACAGACACCUCCACGAGGUGGAACCAUAUUUCAAACACCUACCUCAGAUUGCCUAUCAUCCGAGCACGAACAAGCGCUGCGGAAACGUGGCGAUGGAUCGAUGCUGCACACAGCAGCUUUAGCCUGCUUCAGGUUGUGGGGCGACUGCUCCGUCGCUCGACAAUAUCUUCGGUUGGCUGCUCAUGCCAAUCCAACUAUUCUGACCAAAAUUCUAGCAAAAAUAGACAAGCCUCGCAGCCUUAACAACAACCCUCGUGGAUUCAAUAGUCCCGAAGAGGCUCAGGAUUAUCUUUGGCUGACCCAGAAGCUGUGGAUGGAUCCAGUGGUAUGGGAAUGGGCAAACAAUGAUGUGGAUGCCAAGAAAGCACUACUGAAAAGUUGUUCGAAUGUUAACUGCGGUGCUGUCGAACAGAAUGUUACGCAGUUCAAGCGAUGUGCCGCAUGCAAAGAAGUGGUUUAUUGUACCCAGGAAUGUCAGAAGAGCCAUUGGAAAGCCCAUAAGCCCACAUGCAAGCAGCAAAAACAACUUAAAGACAUGGUUCGUGCUUACCAAAAAGGCAAGCCGAUCCCGGAUGGUGCACAUAUGGCCUCCGCAGAUUUUGCUAAUGGCAUGUCCUUCAUUAACUGGGCCUAGCCAUAGUUGCUGGAAAAUGCAAGGUUUUGCAUGUCUCACUAGAUUUCAGCUGUAUGUUAUCGAUUACACGGUACAUCGGACUUUA
This is a messenger RNA of Suillus subaureus, 1448 nucleotides long. RefSeq lists its product as uncharacterized. The coding region runs from base 134 to 1363 and encodes 409 amino acids. The transcript is spliced from 6 exons. Lineage: Eukaryota; Fungi; Basidiomycota; Agaricomycetes; Boletales; Suillaceae. The record is from RefSeq and is a predicted model, not a curated record.